Molecule: messenger RNA, 7419 nt
Organism: Hippoglossus stenolepis (Pacific halibut)
Lineage: Eukaryota; Metazoa; Chordata; Actinopteri; Pleuronectiformes; Pleuronectidae
Product: kinesin-like protein KIF13B
Exons: 42
Coding region: 262-6351 (2029 amino acids)
Biological process (GO): microtubule-based movement; regulation of protein localization
Cellular component (GO): adherens junction
Molecular function (GO): microtubule motor activity; cell adhesion molecule binding; ATP binding
Source: RefSeq, a predicted model, not a curated record
GUGUGCGUGCGUGCGUGUUCGCAGGUGCGUGCGUGUGAACCUGAAGCUCAGUUAAAUCUCAAAUCCCUUUAGCUGCGAGUCGACAUGGGUUGACCGGUCCCUGCGGGAAGUUUCAGGAAAUGCAACAGGUGGAGCCGAGCACUGCCGUCUUCUCCGCGCUGGGCUCUGUAGCGUCCCGUGCUAGCUGCUGCUGUGUGCGCACUCGAAGGAGCCUGCGGGACAGAAGCUACUGCGCACUGCUCAACACGGUCCAGUGGCAUCAUGGAUGACAACAGCCUCAGUGACUCCAAUGUAAAGGUCGCUGUUCGUGUGCGACCCAUGAACAGGAGAGAAAAAGACCUAAAAACAAAAUGUGUGGUGGAGAUGGAGGGGAACCAGACAGUUCUGCAUCCAGCCCUCACCAACAUGAACAAAGGAGACCCUCGGAAUCAGCCAAAGGCCUUUGCCUAUGAUUACUGCUUCUGGUCCAUGGAUGAAUCUCAAAAGGACAAGUUUGAAGGUCAGGAUGUAGUGUUCCAGUGCCUUGGAGAGAGCCUGCUGGACAAUGCCUUCAUGGGCUACAAUGCCUGCAUCUUUGCCUAUGGACAGACAGGCUCUGGGAAGUCGUACACCAUGAUGGGCUCGGCGGAGCAGCCUGGUCUGAUCCCUCGGCUCUGCAGCUCCCUGUUCAGCAGGACUGUGCAGGAGGCCCGAGAGGGAGAAAGCUUCACUGUGGAGGUCUCAUACAUGGAGAUUUACAAUGAGAAGGUCAGGGACCUGCUCGACCCCAAAGGAAGUCGACAAGCGCUGAGAGUAAGAGAGCACAAAGUUUUAGGGCCUUACGUUGACGGCCUGUCCCGGUUGGCUGUGGCCUGCUACAAGGACGUUGAGUCUCUCAUGUCAGAGGGAAAUAAAUCUCGCACAGUGGCGGCCACAAACAUGAACGAAGAGAGCAGCAGAUCACACGGCGUGUUCAACAUCAUCCUCACACACACACUCAUGGACAUGCACUCUGGAACGACUGGCGAGAAAGUGAGCAAGUUGAGUCUGGUGGAUCUGGCGGGCAGCGAGCGGGCAGCUAAGACUGGAGCAGCAGGGGAACGACUGAAAGAAGGAAGCAACAUCAAUAAGUCUCUCAGCACUCUAGGGUUGGUUAUCUCUGCCUUGGCUGACCAGGGAGCAGGGAAGAACAGGAGCAAGUUUGUUCCCUACAGAGACUCUGUGCUCACCUGGCUGCUCAAGGACAGCCUGGGAGGGAACAGCCGCACAGCCAUGGUCGCCACCAUCAGCCCAUCAGCGGACAAUUACGACGAGACGCUGUCUACCCUGCGGUACGCGGACAGGGCAAAGAGCAUCAUCAACCACGCUGUGGUCAACGAAGACCCCAACGCCAGGAUUAUCCGAGAGCUGCGCGAGGAAGUGGAGAAACUGAGGGAGCAGCUCACAGAGGCUGAGUCUAUGAAGGCUCCAGAGCUGAAGGAACGACUGGAGGAAUCAGAGAAACUGAUCCAGGAAAUGACAGUGACAUGGGAGCAGAAACUCAGGAAGACUGAGGCUGUCGCACAGGAGCGUCAGAAGCAGCUGGAGAGUCUGGGAAUUUCUCUGCAGUCUUCUGGAAUCAGAUUGGUGGAUGACAAGUGUUUUCUUGUCAACCUUAAUGCUGACCCUGCUCUCAACGAGCUUCUGGUCUACUACCUGAAGGAGCACACUUGUGUGGGCUCAGCCAACUCCCAGGACAUCCAGUUGUGUGGGAUGGCCAUCCAAACUGAGCACUGCGUGAUCGACAUCACUGAAAACAACAGCGUGGUGCUCACUCCUCACCGCAGCGCUCGAACAUGUGUAAAUGGUGCUGUAGUCACCAGUCCAGUGCAGCUGCAUCAUGGUUACAGAAUUCUAUGGGGAAAUAACCAUUUCUUCAGGAUCAACUUGCCCAGGCAUAUGGUUCAUGCAGGGGUUGAGGAUGAGGAGGACGGUGCUGUGAUGAAGGCAUGUUUGGGCACCGACCGGGCAGAGUUGGAAUUCGAUGCGUCCAGCGACAUGUCGAGCGAGCUGAGCUUCAGUUAUGAGUUGGCCCAGACCGAGGUCAUGAUGAAAGGCAUGGGCAGCAACGACCCCCUGCAGUCAGUAUUGCAGACACUGGAGAGGCAGCAUGAGGAGGAGAAGCGUUGCGCCCUGGAGCGUCAGAGGCAGAUGUAUGAGCAGGAGCUGGAGCAGCUCCGCCAGAGACUGGACGCAUCAGGUCUCCCAGUCAGUGCUGCUGUAACAUCGCCCGGCUACCAAAAACGCUUGCGGCGCUGGAGUGAGGACAGGGAGGCGAUGAUGACUCGCACCCUGCGGCGCCUGAGGGAGCAGAUAGUUCGGUCCAACCUGCUGGCUCAGGAGGCCGGCUUGAUCGCAGAGGAACUCAACAAGAGAACCGAGUACCUGGUCACUCUUCAGAUACCUGCCUCUAACCUGAAUGCCAACAGGAAGCGUGACGUGGUGCUGAGCGAGCCGGCCAUCCAGGUCCGUCGUAAAGGUAAAGGGAAGCAGAUCUGGGCUCUGGAGAAGAUGGAGAACAGGCUGGUGGACAUGAGGGAGCUUUACCAGGAGUGGAAGGACUUUGAUGAAGACAACGAUGUGAUGCGGUCCUAUUUCAAACGUGCUGACCCGUUCUUCGAUGAGCAGGAGAACCACAGUCUGAUCGGUGUGGCCAAUGUCUUCCUGGCCUGCCUGUUCUACGACAUCAAGCUGCAGUAUGCAUUGCCCAUCAUCAACCAGAAGGGAGAGGUGGCAGGUCGGCUGCACGUGGAGUUGUGGCGGGGGACAGAGGGCUCUGAGGAGGAGAGUCCAGAUCAGCCUGACGCUCAGGAGAACCACAACACAGACGGAGAUCCAACGGAGCGUAAACUGAAUUGUGUGGUGAAAAUCCUCCAGGCCACUGGUCUUCCUCGCCAUCUGUCCAACUUUGUCUUCUGCCAGUACCACUUCUGGGGGCAGGAGGAGCCUGUGUUCAUCGCUCCAGAGGUGGCGCCGUCCAGCUCAUCAUCAGCCUUUAGAGACCCUCAGUGCACUGUGGUCUUUGACAGUGCCAAGGAGUUGUCUGUGUCAGUAUCAGAUGACCUUGUGGAGUUUCUGGGUGAGGGAGCUGUGGCCAUUGAAGUGUACGGCCACAAACAGGCCAACCACCGCAGAAACCUGGCUCUGUGGGACCUCGGAGUAAUUCAAGCCAAGACCAGAUCCCUCAGAGAGAGAUGGAGUGAGGUGACCCGUCGACUGGAGCUGUGGGUGCAGCUGAUGGAGCUGAAUGAGGCUGGACAGUUCACAGCUGUGGAGGUUCUUCCUGCCAAAGACAUACGCACUGGAGGAAUCUUCCAGCUUAAACAGGGUCAGUCCCGUCGAGUUCAGGUGGAGGUGCGCUCGGUGACUGACUCGGGCACCAUGCCCCUUAUCACUGCCUCCAUCCUCUCUGUGUCCAUCGGAGACGUCCAGGUCCGACAGACGCAUGUCUCCAGAGGCAGCGAAUCCCAAUGGGCUGGUGAUGAAGACAUGGACAGUUACCAAGAACAGGACCUGGAGAGGAUGAGGGAACAGUGGCUGUUCACACUCACUCAGAGGCAGGAGUAUUUGGACCAGCAGCUGCAGAAGGUCGUCUCCAAACCAGAUAAGUCCGAGGAUGAUGUUGAAAGGGAGUCUCAGUUGCUUGAGUGUCGUCUGACUCUCACAGAAGAAAGAAAUGCCGUCCUAGUGCCCUCAGCCGGCAGCGGCAUCCCUGGCGCACCAGCAGAAAGGGUUCCUGUCUCUGGAAUGGAAACACACAUUCCCGUCCUGUUCCUGGAUCUCAGUGCUGAUGAUUUCCAGUCCAAUCUUUCAGCCCCAUUAUGUGGGGGUCUGGACGCGUUGCUGAGUGGGGAGGAUGAAGAAGAAUUCUUCGACCUUCAUAUUGUUAAACACUAUGAUCCAGAGGUCAAGGUGGAGGCUUCCUGGGACUCGACGGUUCAUGACUGCCCCCAGCUGAGUCGCGUGGUGUCGGCCGACCAGAGGGUCUACCUGACGGUCCUAGCAGUGGUUCAGCUGAGCCACCCGGCCCACAUGCAGCUGAUCCUCAGAAAACGCAUCUGCGUUAAUGUCACUGGAAGACAGGGUUUUGCACAGAGUCUGCUGAAGAGGAUGUCCCAGCGCAGCACCAUCCCCGGCUGUGGGGUCACAUUCGAAAUCGUCUCUAACAUCCCAGGGGACAUCCAUGGUCCAGAGGACAGGGAGAUGUUGGCGCGGCUCGCUGCCAGCGCUGAGGACGACCAGUCAGCCGACAGUGAGGCGGCCAUAGAGAAAUACCUCCGUAGCGUCCUGGCUGUGGAGAACAUCCUCACUCUGGACCGUCUCAGACAGGAGGUGGCUGUAAAGGAACAGAUGGGGGUCAGAGGGAAACCACCCAGACGCUGCCUGAGCUCUCCAAACAUCAACCGGCUGACAGCCAGUACUCUGGAUCUCUACUCCUCUUCUCACCAGCUCAAUGACUUCAAUAGCUGGAAGAGCCACCAGGAUCUUUGUGUGGUUCCUCCUCCGUCCAGACGCACACUGCCCAGUUCCAUUUCCCACAACCUGAACCCAGAAGCAGUGCACUCAGGCUUCGCUGCAUCUUAUCUCCCCCCAGUGAAGGCCUCGCCCAAGCUGCUGAAGUCACUGCUUCCUGGUGGGAAGGAAGAUAGCGGCACCGAGACAGUUGUCCAUCAGCAGGCGCAGGACUUGCCGCGCAUCAUCGUGCAGUCAGCCAGCGUUGAAGAGGGCAUGAGCAAACAUCAGCAGCUGGUUCCCAUUGAGGAAAUCAUUCCUGCCGACAUCCAAGCAGAGAUGCCCCGAUCCGUACCUCUCCCACCGCCCAUCAUCCCAGAACAGACGGAAGAAUCCACCCAUAGCCCAGUGAGCGAAGCCUCCAGUGGAUACAUGUCGACCAGCAUAUCUACAGUAACACUAUCAGACGUCUACACAUUGAGCUGGGACCUGCCCCAGAUGGUGCCUGAUGAAGAGGAAGAGGACACUAAAGUGGAAGAGGACACUAAAGUGACACAAUCUUUGAUUCACCCAGAAUCCCUCCUUGUGGAACACCCAGAGCCUCAGGAGGAAUCGCAGGGUUUGGACGACGAAGCAGCUGCAGACAAGAUUGACUUGCCACCGUCCGAAUUACACAAUACUCCAUCAGAUUCAAAUCUGAGUCUUGAAGAACCAAAUCAGUUUCCAUCAGGUAGUUUGAAGGAGGAAGAAAUGCCAGAUCCCGCAGAAGAAUCAGAUCUACCAGACCAGGCCGAACAAUCUGAAGACUCAGCUGCUGACCCGAUUGGAUUAGACCAUUCGGAGCCUCUCAGUGAUUCAGUGGAAGUCGAGCAGAAUGAAACCAAACCGGCAGAAUUGUUGCAAAUACCCGUCUCAAAAUCAGAGACCCCACAGGAGACAGAAGAAUUCAAGCUACCUGCUACAGAUGAGACAGAAGCAGAAAUGCCGCUGCUUGAUGAAACACAACCGUCAGGGCAAGAAGAUCAAAGUCAGCCUGAGCAACCCGAAGAAGACGAGGAGACCUUUGACACGUUUCAAGAUCCAGCUCCAAACCUGAUCCCAGUUUUGUCAUCAGUUGACUCAGUUCUUCAAGAUUCAUCAGAGCAACAAUCAAACGCUGAGGCCUCGGACCCUAUCGACACCUCAAUCCUGACCUCAACCUCAGCAACAGAUGAAGUGCAAGAAGAAUCGCCCGCCGAUGAAUCUAUGAAAGCUCCAAUAGCUCCCACUCCUCUGUUCAGCAUUCAACCUUCCAAAUCUGCUGCCUCAGCGGCCAACCCCUUCAAGAUCCAGAAAGUGAAGUCUUCGGACCUCAAGUCCUUUCACGGUAUUAUGGAUGAGGAGACGAGCGAGCACGGGGAUGAGGCCAGCAGCCAUGGAAGUGGACUCCACCUCUCUGUGCCAAUGGAAACCCUGGAGAUCAUCUCGGAUUCUGAGGAAGGAGAUGUAACUUCAAUAGUUAUCCCUGAAUGGUUGAAAGAAGGGGAGUUUGUAACUGUGGGGUCCAAUAAGAGUGGAACUGUGCGAUAUGUGGGACCCACUGAUUUUGCGCAGGGUACCUGGGUGGGAGUGGAACUGGAGGUACCAGCAGGAAAGAACGACGGCUCAGUGGCCGGCAAGCAGUACUUCCAAUGCAACCCCGGCUAUGGGGUGUUGGUACGGCCCGACAGAGUGUCCCGCGGUGGUGCCAAACGCCAUCGCCAACAGAAAAAGCGCCGCAGUGCCAACCUGUCGGGAUCGAGCCCUAACCUCGCGGCCCUCACCGCUCUGGCCAAAGGCGAACCCGGCGGGGCCGCGGGCAGCCGCAGCAGAGGGGAGAACCGCAAGUCCUGGAACACUUGAGAGGCUUCGUAUCUCCAGAACAGCUGACUGCUGCACACCCACUCAGACAUCGCGUAAGUUUUCAGAAGCCACAGUGUUUUAUUUGAGCAGAUUUAUCACAGAAUUCACUUAGCUGUACGAUUUGGGGACACGAGUAGUCGCCUCUCGCUCUUCUGUUGGAAGCCCUGUUCAAGCUGUAUUACUAUUAUUUUACGACCUGAUGUACCAAGUGAUGGAAACCUUCAGAGAACUGUUGAAUGUCUUAUUGGAAAAUGUGAAUGUUUUACAUAUGCAAAUUUCUCUUUUAGUUAAUUUAACUUUUAAUGGUGGAUGUUUCAUUUUGUAAUGUAUUUAUUCGAGACAUGUUAGAUAACAAAACACUGCCUCAAGAUGCCAUCAAAUUUCUUUUAUCUUUUAACAUGUUAAUGUCUUCCCGCCAGGAAAAAAGUAUCUUUGUGUAAGGGUCAGUUGUUAAAAGUAGUUUAAACACACUGGAUUAUGACUCUAAGGCUGCACAACACCUUCAUGUGCUCAUAUUUCUACUGUUCAAAAGAUAAUAUGCAGCUUGUUGUUUGGAUGGACUUCACUUUUCUCUUGUGCCUUGAAAUACGACGACUCAGCAAAUGUGCCUCAGUGCCACACCCCCACAUUCUUUUGUCGACACGUUGAAAAAUAAACCUAUUUUAGCUCUUGAAUGUGUUUUUCUACAGUUUUACAAACUUGCACUCUCUUUGCUGACAGAUGCUACUGAAAUGUUGCAACAUUUUUUUUAAAUCCACUUUGUCCAUCCAACUGUGUGUGUGAUGAUUGAUUGGAAGUGACUUCAUUUUUUAAAAGAGGAAUUAGAUUUUUUUUUUGUUAAUUAAUUCAAUUACAUUGUGUGGGAGCCUUGUGAUUUGUGCAUGAGGACAUUUGAGGGAUUUUGUUUGUCGUAGUGAAAUUGGUGAAUCAUUUUAUGUAUAUGCAUUCAAGCUGAUCAUUUUGUCCACCUCAAUGCUUAUUUAUUUAAAGAUGAAGACACUAUAUUGUUUAUCAAAAGCAAAAAUUGUCUUUUUUAAUGUUUGAAUAAAUAAAAAACAGUCAAUUUCA